CUCACAGGCAAGUUUCUUUUCUUCCUUACAGAUCAUAUAUAUAUGGGUUCAGAAGCGCCAAGCUGGGCUGAUCAGUGGGGCUCCAGCGGACUGGAAGAUGAGUACGGCAGUAGCAGCGGCACCAAUAACAAAGGGAAGAAAACGACGAACUUGAAGGCCACGGCCAGCGCCGGGCUGGGCAAGGCCAAGUCGGCCGCGGUGAUCGGAGCCCAUCAUGCGAAGACGGCAGCCAAAGUUGGAGCACAGAAGGUGAAGACUGGCACAAGCAUGGGAGUCAGCUGGAUCAAGAACCAGUACCACAAGAGAAGCUCCAAAUGAAGCGCUGGCUUCUCCUGAAACUUCUCAUUGUUAGAGCACUAACUGUCUAAGUGGAGAGAGCGAUUUAUCCUUUUCAUUAUCUGUUUUUGCAAGUAUUUGAUUCGAUAUAAAAUACAUGCAUUUAAGGGAGAAAAUUUGAGUUUGGAUAACAUUUUAUUUAAAAUUUAUUCGAAAAA
Molecule: messenger RNA, 494 nt
Organism: Dendrobium catenatum
Lineage: Eukaryota; Viridiplantae; Streptophyta; Magnoliopsida; Asparagales; Orchidaceae
Source: RefSeq, a predicted model, not a curated record